Molecule: messenger RNA, 564 nt
Organism: Necator americanus (New World hookworm)
Lineage: Eukaryota; Metazoa; Nematoda; Chromadorea; Rhabditida; Ancylostomatidae
Exons: 5
Coding region: 1-564 (187 amino acids)
Source: RefSeq, a predicted model, not a curated record
AUGCGAUCUCUGCUACUUCUCGUCAGCUUAUUUGAAUUGUCAUUCGUAACAGCAGACGAGUACUAUGGUGUGUAUUUGGGGAAAUUGCGCAACGCAUCCUACGCACUAGAGGGUCACGUCUAUCUGGUAAACACUACACAUCUACAAAUCCAGGAUCUCAAUCUUAAACGAUUGAUUGAUCGGAACAGGCUGACUUUUGUCUUUCAAAACAGCAAAAUUCAAAAACAAGCAACGGAAGUGUAUGAGUACAAAAUUUCGAAUGACGGAGAUUGGCUUCGCCUGUACGAAAAAGAAUUACGUGAUGGUGUGAAUAACAGACGUUUGAUUGUGAAAAUACCAGGAAGUGCAUCGGAUUGGGACAUAUUUGGUAUAUGGAGUGAUACGGAGGUGGAGUUUGACGCAGAACUGCGAGAAAUUCCUAUAAGAAAUGGGCUUCUUCUCAAAGCUCUCAUAGGGUUAAGGUCUAGAUCUCGUCGGUCCCGAAAAUAUUCUCCAGCAAAGAAACGAAACACUUCUCAUCUUCCUCAUAGUUUGGUAGCAAUCAGUAUGGAACUUAACGCAUAG